AUGUACGCAGCAUUUCUGCGAACUUUAAGGCUUUUGUUCAUUCUCCACCUCAUGCUCUGUAAUUCUUUGUGUGCUUCGAAGAGGUACAAACGUUAUUAUCAAAAACGUUUUAAUUUAACUCUUUCUGUUCGUAACCAUGAUGUUACGGAAGCUAAAUUUUUCCGCCUUAUUGGAGUUGGAAAUACCGCUGAUUUCUAUGUCGCACCUGGCGAUAUCUUUACGAAAACCUAUGAGGCUAAGCGGAAAGGCUUCUGGACAUUAUUUGUCGAAUUCCCAGGAAACCGUUAUUCAAAAUCCCCAAGGAAAAUUAUUUCCCGCGAUUCUCAUAAACACUGGAUUAUUGAAGUGUAUUAUUAUCCGGGAGCAGUUGGGUUCAGCAAAUGGCAUAAAGUAUAUGAUGAAAUGUUUAAAAACAAAAUCCUCUAUUAA
Brugia malayi is the source of this 429-nucleotide messenger RNA. RefSeq lists its product as uncharacterized. NCBI's taxonomy places the organism in Eukaryota, Metazoa, Nematoda, Chromadorea, Rhabditida, Onchocercidae. The coding region runs from base 1 to 429 and encodes 142 amino acids. The record is from RefSeq and is a predicted model, not a curated record. The transcript is spliced from 3 exons.